AUGGCAAAGACAUCGGGAAUUCUGUAUGUAACCAUGCAACCCUCGGCCGACCUCCCAGCCGCCGACUUCCAUGACUGGUAUAAUAACGAACACGGGCCCAAUCGUCUUCGCCUACCCUUCAUCCACAAUGGCUUCCGCUACCAUGCCCGCGACUUGUCCGGCGAAGGAAAAGGCAAACACGAAUGGAUGGCCAUCUACGAUACCGACGACAUGGAUGCAUUCAACUCGGAAGAGUAUCUUGCUCUCCGCGGUGCUCCCAUCCAAACCCAGCGAGAAAGAGAUAUCAGACCCAAGGUUGAGAUCGAUAGACGAAGCUACGAUUUGGUGAGCAGCAGAGAAGCAAAGAAGUUCAAGAAACUAGAGAAGAUUGAGAAUUAUGGAGAGGGCAAUGUAAUGAUUUCUGUUCUUCUCAAGUUGAAGCCUGGUCAAAAGGGAGAAGAGUUGGACAAAUGGUACAAUGAAGAACAUAUCGAUAUGCUCUCAAAGGUACCUGGUUGGCUGCGCACAAGACGCUAUGUCACUGCUGCCAUUGACAAGAAAGACGAAGUCGAGUACAUGGCUCUGCAUGAAUACGCACCAAACAAUGGACUUGGUGGCAAGGAGUUCCAAGCCGCAGUCGAAACGCCCUGGGCCAAAGAAAUCAUGACCAACGUGGUUGCCGAGAAGAUCAGACGCGAGUACGAACUCUUCUACACCUUCGGCCCUGCCCCUCGCGACCUCCAAAACUUCGCCAUUGCAGGAUUCAAGAAGUGGGAUAGUCCUGCUACACAAACCAGAACUUUCUCUACUGGCAAAGAUGGCGGUGCGGUUGAGUCCUACAUCACCACCAGCGAUGGAGCAGAGCUUCAAUACAGACUGGAAGGCUCGACACAUCCCAAUGCACCCCUGAUUGUGCUAAGCAACUCGAUUCUUACAAGCUAUGGUAUCUGGGAUGAUAUGGUGGACUCGUUCCUGGCCAAGAACAAGCAAUACCGCAUUCUGAGAUACAACACCAGAGGCCGCACAAGCAAGGCUGGCGAGAAGCUUGUCACAAUGAACGUUUUGGCUUCAGAUAUCAUUGCUUUGCUUGAUGCACUCAAGGUUCGCAAGGCAGCAGCAAUUGUUGGUGUCAGCAUGGGCGGAGCAUCUGUGCUCAACACUGCCUUGACAUACCCAGACAGAAUCGGCUCAUUCAUGGCAUGCGACACCAACGACAAGAACCCAGAGGUCAACAGAAAGGCAUGGGGCGAGAGAGUGGCCAUGUGCGAGAAGGAAAACGCGUCUGGCGAAGAGGGCGAGAAAAUUGUCGGAGAAGAACUCGCCGAAGUCACAGUCAGAAGAUGGUUUGUCAAGGAGAGCUACGAUGGAGGUGACAUGGAGAAGGAGUGCGAGAGAGUCAAGAAGAUGGUCAUCAACAACAGUCUGGAAGGAUUCAGAAAGAGCGUUGAGGCACUGUGCGACUACAACUUCCAGCCGCGCAUGAAGGAUGGAAAAGUUAAGGGUGUAUUCGUGGUUGGCAGUGGAGACGGAGUACUGCCAAAGACUAUGAAAGAGAUGGCUGCCAGAUAUGGCAGCAACGGCGCUGAAUGCGUCGAGAUCGAGGGAGCAGGUCACCUGCCCAUGGUGGAAAAGCCAGACCAAGUAGCAGAGGUGCUGGGCAAACUGGUGGCUUCGUCGUCGUAG
Messenger RNA from Aureobasidium melanogenum CBS 110374, 1662 nucleotides. RefSeq names its product alpha/beta-hydrolase. The transcript has a single exon. Bases 1 to 1662 code for a protein of 553 amino acids. The record is from RefSeq and is a predicted model, not a curated record. Lineage: Eukaryota; Fungi; Ascomycota; Dothideomycetes; Dothideales; Saccotheciaceae.